AUGCCCGCUCUAGUUUCGUUGGCGCGAUCAAAUGCAGAUGCCGCCCCUUCCACGCCCUUGCAGCAGACUAACAUCCAUGGCGCGCCCCUGGGGGAUUCGGUGGAGGUGGAAGUGGUAGAUAAGCGUUCAAGAAAAGGGAGUGAGAGAGUAGCGGACCAUCUGCAAGUAACAGAGGAGGGCAAAGGCAAGGUGGAAGAGGGGGCGAAGCUGGCAAUGGGGGAUCCGUUGGAGCAGAGAGGUUUGGAAAAGAAUGAGGGUGCUGCAGAAAACUAUGGAGUGGACGUGCAGACAGAGGGGAAGGAAGUCAAAAACGGAGCGGAUCUAGAGAAACAAGUCGAGAUUUCAGAUGGCAAGGUGGCAGCGAGGGUGGAUGAGCCUGAAACAGAGGAGAAGCGGGCAGAGUUGGCCCCUGAACUGGAAAAAAUGGAAGCGGAAGAGAAGCGUUUGGCAGAGGAAGAAGAGAAGGAGAGGGGGCGGGCUGAGGAGCAGAAAAGGGUUCUGGAGUCGAAGAGGGCGCAGAUAGCUGCUGCACGACUCAGUCUGAAGCAGGGACAGAUUCCGGAAGAGCAGGGUGGUGACAAAUCGGUUGUGGGAACCUCGGGUGGUGACGAGCUUCGUCAAAAGUCUGAACACUCAGAUGGGGAUCUACGGACGAAAAGGCAUAGAGAUGUGCUGGGGGAACAGAGCGGUUCGCAAACGGGGGGAGAUGAAGCGGCCGCAAGCGAAGGGGAUGGGACCGAGGGAGGGGGAAAGAAGCGGAAGGUUCGUGUUGAACCAGACAAUCUUGGGAAGGUGUGGGGAGUAGAUGAUCGAUUCAAGGCAGGAGGGUUUCUCAGGCGGAAGAAGGGAACAGUGGCAGCAAACUUCGGUGCCGUAAUGAAGAAAACCAACGAGCGUCUGGCAAAGGGAGCAGAUUGGCAGACUGGACUCUGCGAAGGAAUUGGACUGGCAAUGCUGAUUGGCUGCACAGGUGUGGAGCCGGCGCCUGACGAUGUCCCACCAGCCGUGUAUGCUGCUGGAGUAGCAUCUGCACUCUACACGUUAUGGGGAGCGUCGAUUGGUCAACCUCUGGACGAUGUCAAAACAGGCGCCAUAUCUGUCGCGGGCGUCACCGUCAACGACAAGGAGUUGCCCGAGAGUGCGGCAGAAGCUGCACGAUGCGGCGUGGUUGCAUUGCAACAAGUCGCGGACAAACAUCUCGUAAAGAAGGAAUGGCCCUCCGUUUUGGAGGGCAAAAUUGUCGAGAUCCAGAACGUGGUUGAAGUGACCAAUCUCGCCAGGGUGGUAGCCAGGGUGAUGGUCUACUGGUGUGAAUGUAGCUUCGCUGCGGGGGGACUGGCUCGCCACCAAGGGGCAGCCCUUUCCAUUGUGCCGACGCGACGUGGGCGACGUGGGCAGAAGGGGGAGAAGGGGGAGAAGGGGGAGAAGGAGGAGAAGGAGGAUGAGUGA
Messenger RNA from Closterium sp. Naga37s-1, 1449 nucleotides. The record is from the annotation of a GenBank genome assembly. NCBI's taxonomy places the organism in Eukaryota, Viridiplantae, Streptophyta, Zygnematophyceae, Desmidiales, Closteriaceae.